Aureobasidium melanogenum CBS 110374 is the source of this 816-nucleotide messenger RNA. RefSeq names its product Rox3-domain-containing protein. The record is from RefSeq and is a predicted model, not a curated record. Bases 1 to 816 code for a protein of 271 amino acids. NCBI's taxonomy places the organism in Eukaryota, Fungi, Ascomycota, Dothideomycetes, Dothideales, Saccotheciaceae. The transcript is spliced from 3 exons. Gene Ontology annotation, biological process: regulation of transcription by RNA polymerase II. Gene Ontology annotation, molecular function: transcription coregulator activity. Gene Ontology annotation, cellular component: mediator complex.
AUGAACACCCUCCCCGACAUGGAUACCGACAUGCCCGACGUCCAGGCACCGUCAUCGCGGCCGGCUCUGCCGCUGCUCUGUCAGUCCCCUCAUCCUAUCUCGCGACCUCAUCCAAAUGAAGAUCUCAUCAACCUCUACGGCUUGCAAAGCAUCGCCAACUCGGUUCGACGAACAGAUCCCGUUACCGGCGAGAAGAUCAACAAGUUGCGCAAGUCUUACGAGGGAAAGGUCAAGAAUUUCGGCCUCAGUGGAAAGAACAAGCCAACUGAUAUCCCAGGCGAGUUGGGUGGUUUCAUGCAAUGGGACGAAGGAUCGUGGUAUGAUCAGCGCAUCCACGGCAGAGAACUCGACAAGGCAGAAUCGUCAUCCCUCAUGGCCAACCUGGGUCGUGCUUUGACUAUGAAUCCUGGCACCCUCCCUGCUGAAGAGCACAAUAAAUGGAAAGCCAUUCUCGGCCUCGACGACGGCAACAAGACUCCCUCCCAGCCUGCAAACAAGAUGGCCGCCCAUCCGCAAAUGCUCAAGGCUCAGGCUUCAUCCAUGCGCGCAUCUGCUCCUGCUUCACCGCGCGCAUCUCACCCCAAUAGCAUCCGUCCGGACCGCUCAAACAAGAAGCGCCGCUACGAUGAGAGUAGUUACACUGGUUACAAUGAGAGUUACCAAGAGGAUGAUGGCUACUCGACUGGUGGCUUGGACGACAAGCGAAACUCUGCCACCAAGAAGCGCCGAAAAGAUUUUCCUACAAACUUUGAAGCUUCUGGUGGCUCAUCGUCCUUCAACAACGGGAUGCUGGGUGUCGGCGUCAAAAGCUCAUGA